ACGGGGAAGCGCCAUUCCUCAUGUGGAAUCCCAAAAUAGGAAUCUUCUGAUUUUUCACACCAGGACGACACUGGGUCAUUCCGUCUGUAGCCAAGGAUUGGUUUAGUUUUUGUUAGGACAAACUGGACAAGGAAAAAAACAGGACGAUGCCCAACACCAUGAUGACAUGGCCGCCAGCGGAGGUGGACCUGUGGCUCUCCCUCCCCGACAGUAUCCUCCUCCACGUCUUCUCCUUCUUAAACUCUAAGGAAGUCGCCAAGGCGGGAAUCACCUCCAAGAAAUGGCACCGCGUCUCGCAAGACGACCUCCUGUGGAAGGACCUGCUGUACUCGGAGUUCUCCGUGUCCAGAACGAUCCCCAUGGCGCCGCUCAAAACGUCGUGGCGGUCAGAGUUCCGUAGACUACAUUUCUUAUCGCCGGUGGCUCUGACAGAGACGCUGAAGGAACACACAGACCAGGUCUUACAUGUCAGCUUCUCACAUAAUGGCAAAAUGUUCGCUUCAAGCUCCAAGGACGGUUUUAUUAAGGUAUGGACAGUGUCCUGGCCAUGUCAGGUGAAGUACAGUGCAGACAUGAAGAAACACAAGUGGAAGUACACCCAGUUCUCCCAGUUCAACAGUCUGGACACCCUCCUGCUGGUGUCAGGGGUUCACUUCGGUCCUCACAGCACGUCUGGAGAGAUCGCUGUCUUCUCUUUACAAGAUGAGUUCAUGUUACAAGCGCGUGUGUUGAACAAGCCGUACGACAUUUUCGGCACGUGGUUGGACGACUCGUACCUGCUGUCAGGAAACCUGCACUGGCUGGGAGACUCCACAUGUUCCGUCCUGUGGCUCAACAAGGCCACGCAGGAGGUCGACUCAGAACAGGUGUCCGUUGUGAUGCGACUCUUCAGGUUCCGUAACUUUAACUCCAGCACGAUACGGAUGGUGACAGUCGCCGACUGCAGCCGCUUCCUGACUGACGCAGACCCGACCGUGAACACCCACUGGCCCGUGACGGGCGCCUGCCAGCCCAUAUCGGAGGAGGAAACCUCUUCUGGCAGCGCGGAGGCCGUGAACGCCGGGGCUGGCCAAUCAGAAGAAAGUGCAAUAAGACAUCAGUGUGGGACUAGUGAUGGGGACAUGGGGGCAGGGUGCACGUGUGGAGGGGGGGUGUCUAACACGGACUUUGUCGGUGACGUCGCCACGCUGAGCAAGGGAAGUGGGGACGGAACUGCUGCUGAGAGUGAUACAGACUUAACAGACAGUAAGGAUGACAGCGUCAUUCCACUCACUAAAAAACAAUCAAAUCUUAACCUAGCCACAAGUACCACAAGCCAAGAACAAUCCCAUGAUGCAAUGCAAGACGAUGACACUCGCGAUGGCGGUGAAAAUGUUGGACCACACGUUUGGGAACAGUACAGGGCAGCUGAAACUUCCCAUGGUGCAACUGCAGAGCCUUCCCAUGAGUCAUCUGCAGGGUCUUCUCAUGAUGCAACUGCAGGGCCUGCCCAUGAUACAACUGUGGAGCCUUCCCAUGAUUCAACUGCUGGGCCGUCCCAUGAUGCAACUGCAGGACCUUCCCAUGAUGCAACUGCAGGGCCCUCCCAUGAUGCAACUGCUGGACCUUCCCAUGAUGCAACUGCAGCAGGACCUUCCCAUGAAUCAACUGCAAGGUCUUCUUCUACUUCUCAUGACUCGUUUGCGAUGGGCCCUGACGAUCUGUUUUAUAAUUACUACUAUGAUGAGGAGAGCGAUGAGAUGUGGGUGGAUUAUGACUACCUCCCGCACCAGGAGCUCCUGCCGCGCGCCUCGUACUACACAUCCCCGCAGAAGGACAGCCCCACGCAGAGAGGGAAGGAGGGCGGGAGAAGUCAGAACAGUUUUUCCAGCGGCGCCAGCCACAGUGGAGAGCACAGCGAGCUCCUGGCCUCGUACGAUAACAUCGACGUGGCAUACAGAGACCACGGCGGGCGGCCGUCAGCGAGCGAUAAGUACCUCAUCUUCACAACAGGCAGCGAGACUUACACACCUCACCAGAUAGGCAUUAAGAGGAUCCGCCCCCAGCAGAAGGUGAUGAAGGACCCGAAGACUCUGCUACAGGAGAACGCGCUGCACGGCUUCCACGGGAUGGACGGACAGGACCUGGUGGAGUUUGACAGCGUGGACCAGAUCAUCGAGUUACACGGGCACAUCAUCGGCAUGGGGCUGUCUCCUGAUCACAGAUACCUGUUUGUAAACAGUCGUUCCUGGCCGGAGGGUUACACGAUCAGAGAACCGUUAGAGCCUCCACCAAUAGCAGAGCAGAUUGAGAUGCACGUGUUUGAUCUGACCACCAUGAGUCGUGUGGACAGGAUAUACACCAGUCACAAGGCCAAGACUCCCAACGACGAAUGUUUCUUCAUCUUCCUGGACGUUGCCAAUGAAUUUGUUGCAAGUGGAGCAGAAGACCACAAUGGCUACAUCUGGGACCGUCAUUACAACACACUUCUCGCCAAACUGCCGCACACGGACGUGGUGAACUCCGUCGCCUUCAACCCGCAGGAUCCCGAGAUGCUGAUCACCGCGAGCGACGAUUUCACACUGAAAGUCUGGCGGUCGCGUCGGAAACAGCACGAACAUAACGAAAAGCAAGAUACGCUGAAAACACCAAAUUAGUAGGAGCUGGAAAAGCAAGGAAAAUUUUGUGCUAUGUAUUUGUUGCAGCCUGCAAAAUGCAAUAUUUUGGUCCUCUGCAUUGCUUGUGGAACUGUCUGUUUUGCCAAAAAUUGUACAUUUGUAAUUAGUUGUCUGGUAUCACUGUAGAUAUUGACAAUUACCUUCACUGCUGAAAAAAGCUUCAAUAUAAAGAAAGGUUUUGAUAUUUAAAUUAAAGCUAGAAUACUUCUCCUAUAUACUUCAACAGUAUUGUGUUUGUGCAUGUCUUGUCUUGGGUUAGAGGUUGUUAUAAUUCAAGUUUGGGUUGACUAUUGAAGGAUGUUUGUUAUAUAUGGUGGAGAAUAGCCAUGGAUAACAGUAAUGUUUCAACACUUGAAUCAAUGCAAAUGUACUUACUAAUAUUAUUUAUUUCCGUACUUCUCUGUUCUUUGUUGACUGGCUUUUGUAAGCUGUUGUUACUAAACAUCACAACAACUCAGUAGGUCUUAGACAAAUCAGUUUUAUUUUUGCUUGUUCCCCUCAAGUUCUCUUAGUAGAAAAAAAAAAGGAAUUCAAAGGCACACUACACUACCUUUCCAAAGGUACUUGGUUUACAAAUAAAUCAGCUUAAAAUGUUGCACUUAAUUCUUUGUAAAUAUAAUUUGAUUCAGAGCUAUCUAUUACUGGGGCUAUACAAUUUUGCAUAUGUUUCUUUAUUGUAGGAAAAUAUAAUAUUUGACUUGACUCUAACUGUUGCAGGGUAAUGUAUUACAUUACAUUGUUACAGCAAGGAAAUAUGACGACUUUUUUCAUUAACCCUUUCUACUCUAUGAAUGCUUCAGGGUAUCACAUUUGUUCUGGUUCCAGGGUGAAUUAGACUGAGGAGGGUUAAAUAUGGUUGAGGUGAAAUGGAUGAUUUGGCAAUGGCUACUCGAUUGAUUUUGUUUUUAUUUAUUCCCCAAAGAGACCUAAGUUGAAUUUUAGACACUGAAUCUCAUAAAAAAUCUCAUCAAGUUUUAUUUUGAUUCUAAUAUUUCACCAAUGAAAACAGUGUUAUUUGUCAAAUCCAGUUGUAUUUUAUUGAAUGUUUACUUAUUUCUUGAUUUAUCACAAUAUGUACAUUGAUGUAUAUGCAUGAUAAUAAUCUCUAAGAAAUAAAGACACCUUCAAAUGAUACCAUAGCACUUGUUACGA
Branchiostoma belcheri (Belcher's lancelet) is the source of this 3809-nucleotide messenger RNA. RefSeq names its product F-box/WD repeat-containing protein 5-like. NCBI's taxonomy places the organism in Eukaryota, Metazoa, Chordata, Leptocardii, Amphioxiformes, Branchiostomatidae. Gene Ontology annotation, molecular function: protein binding. The transcript has 8 exons. The record is from RefSeq and is a predicted model, not a curated record. Bases 147 to 2636 code for a protein of 829 amino acids. Gene Ontology annotation, biological process: protein ubiquitination. Gene Ontology annotation, cellular component: SCF ubiquitin ligase complex; Cul4-RING E3 ubiquitin ligase complex.